GGAGCGGCUCCCCGCACGGUGUUCCUGAGAGGCGGAAGGGCGGAGGGGGCCGCCCAUGAUCACCGGCUGUUUGGGGGCUCUCUAUGUUGAGUGCAGGUGGUGGGUGGUGGUGGUGCUGGCGUGGUGCGGCGGGUGAGGGUGGUUGGUGCGGCUCUUCGGCCCCCUCCGUCGCAGCCAUGAUCCACUACACCCUCGAGCCGCAGUUCAACGCCCUUGUGUUCUCCGUGUCGGCCCGCCACGAGCGCUUCUCCCUCCUCCCAGACCCAUUCGUUUGCUGCUCCCAUGGCCCGCCCGCCGUCGCCACCGACCUCCUGGCGUAUCUGCACACGGUGGGGGUCCAGCUGGCCGCCCUCGGAGACCACUACGCGUGCCUCCUCACGCAAGUACGGGCAGGCAGCGUCAUUUUUUUGGUGGGCGUGGGGUCGCUGGUGUGCUGGAAGCUGUGGGAGCACUGGCGAAGUGGCGCCGGCAGCCCCAGCAUAGCGCCGCCCACGCCCUCUAACUCGCCCGCGCCACAACGACCACGAGGCCUCCUUGCCUCACUGCUGGAGGAGGACCUCGUGCAGGACCUUGACGACUACGACGAUGAGGACCCCGCAUUUAUCCACUUGCUACUGGACCUGUCGCGGGAAUACGUGCGGCGGCUGGUGCUGGGGAAGUAUUUCGGGCCGGACAGCCCGUGCGCCGAGGAAGUUGCGGUGGAAGAUGGAUCACCCAUUACGGACCGUAGUGAGGCGAGCUGCAGCGAGGCACGCGGUCAUCAUUACCUCGCUGAUGCCAGCAACUCCAUAUCUGCUGGGGAUGAGGCACAGUCAUCAAGUGAAAAUAGUUUGCCCACUGAUGGGGAAUCCGACGCCGAACUGUUCCCAGGCACCAAGAGGCUGGUCAAGAGGAAGCACCGCACCUCUGAGCUACAGAGAAACCAGAUCAAUCACAGGCAAUGUUCUCCGAGGCCUCGCUCACACCCCAGUUCCGUGAGUGGUCGUCGACACAAGGCUGAGGCCAGAAUUCCAAGCGAAGGUGUGGCUCACGGUGGGCCAGCAGGGCAUGGUCAGCAAGCAGCCUGGCUCUCCUCGGAAUCCUCACCAGAGUACAGCAGGGGCGGACCACGGGGCCAUGCGAUACCCCGCCACCAGGCUGACUGCCCUGAGACCCCAGAUUCUGAGGAUGUGAUUGAGAGAAUACGACGCCAAGUGCGAGGAAGUCAACAUGGGAAAAUGGGAGAGUAUGAUGGCCAUUGGUCUGCUCAUGGCAGGGAGCAGCCAGAGGGGGAGGAAGCCCACCCUGGAGGCAGCAUCUCUAGCGCAUCUCUCAGCGACCUCAUGGACAAGAUGCGUCACCGUGCUGCUCGUGGCUCCAUGUCCCGUGAUGCGUCCAUUGCUUCCAACCUCUCAGAGCUGGUCACUUCACCAUUGGGCAAUAAGCGCUUCUUCAGGCGAGAGGACUCUGUGUGUUCCAACCUGUCAGGCGUGUCAGACCUGGCACCGUCCGAGUGCUCGGAGAUGUCCUUGGAUGUGUCAGUGCAGGAGGAUCUGGCCAACGGAACAUUCACCUGUUUCAACAACAUUGAGCAUGAGCUGGAUGACCUGAUGUCCUCCAUGAUUGAGAUGGAUGAAGAGGUAACAAAGUUUGUGGCCAGGCCUGACCCAUACAGCUUUAAGACCACCUUCACAGACAACUCUGUAUGCUCAGGGGAAUCUCGUCCCAGCUCAGCCAUGGAGAUCCUCUCUGUUUAUCGCUCUCGGGCUAACCUCAAGUUAGGUCUUCAGGCUGCCAAACCCAAUGCUUCAUCGGACUCUGAGGUAGUGGAGGCUGGGGUAGCUGACGCCUCCAGCAGUUCUAACCAGCUCAUUUCGGGGUCAGAGGCUGAAGGGUCUCUUGAGUGGGACUCACCCCAGCAUGGAUGGACCAGCACCCGUGCCCCGCCACUCUCCAAGCUCACAGAACUGCCCUCUGAGGACACAGAACCAUCCCGCGCAUCAGUGCAGGAUGAUGCCAUGCCAUCGCUGGAGUGGGACAAUGGGUGCCUCCGCCAAUAUAAUGAUGAGGCACCUCUCCAGGAUACCAACGAGCAAGUGCUCCAGUCUGGGGCGCAAGACAGCUUGACAGAGCUGGAAGGCUUUGAGGAAUAUAAGAUUGAGUUUAGAAGACAUCAGCUGUUGCCAGACCACUCCUCAUUGGAGCUGGAUUUGGAAGAGGAGCUUAUGUCUCCCUCUGGAGGGGUGGAAGACAUGGCUGCUUCUCCCUUCUGCAAUGCUCCCAUGACCAUCUCCAUUGAUUCAGCCAUCCACUCAGGCACUGGCUCCCGCUCUGCCUCCUCUAGCCCGGUGCCCCUGGGCAUGGGCCACUCCUUCCUCAGGUAUGCCUCUCGGCAACCUUCCCCUCAGGUGCAUGUGUUAGAUUCUCCCUGUGAACCUCGUUCUCUGUGGCAGCCGUGUCUCAAGUCUACCCCUAGAAUGGGUGAGUCUCGGCCUCCUCCCACAGGUGUGCGUAGCUCAGAACAGGUGUGUCCAUUUACCAACCAUCUGUGGUCUAGGUUAACCUUUCCUGAGUUUCUCUCGCCGAAGCCGGCUCUCGAGGUCACGGAUUCAGAGGACGACGUCCAGGAAGAGCUGAGCGGGACAGAGGGUAUGAUCCGACCAUCACAGAAGAGGCGUCGGUUGGAGAACUCUUGGCCGCUGAGGACUCCCUCUCCCCCUGCCUCAGCAGACGUUUCACCCGGUGUCCCCCACCCCCCACCGCCUUCCUCCGUGAGCGAGGAUGACGAGAACCCGACUUCUUCAUCCGUUCUGUUUGAUUGGGUACCGAAGCCGGCGUCAAUUGGCUGCCGGACCAUCGACGGGAGGCUAGUGGUGAUUGGUCGACUGCCGAAUGUACAGUGGGGCUCCAUCCCGGGCCUGGAGGUGCGCCGCUUUACCGAUGAGGAGAGGAGGGAUUCCUACCUCUACUGCCGGAUCCUCCUCUCCAAGCAGGAUGUCCUCUUUAAGGUUUCAGUGGUCACCCCGACCGACGCUUUCGACGCUCUGACCUCCCUACUGACCGAGCCCAAGUUGAUCAAGGAGGGCCUACUAUGUGUUGAGGGCACACAGGAGGCCAGGUGGCUGUCGUUGGGCUCCCCUGGCGGAGGGCGGGGCUGGACCCAGCAAAAGUUUAGAGUUCGGGUGCCGUUAAUAGGUCACAAGGCCCUUCUACGUCUUGGAACCCGGUUCCGGCUCUCCCAGCCUCUGGGGGCUUUCAACGCGAAGUGGCAGACUUUCUCCGGGGAGACCAGGCUGUCCGCCAAGGACCUCCCGUGGCAGGCUAAACCUGUUUAG
Molecule: messenger RNA, 3314 nt
Organism: Eriocheir sinensis (Chinese mitten crab)
Lineage: Eukaryota; Metazoa; Arthropoda; Malacostraca; Decapoda; Varunidae
Exons: 13
Coding region: 84-3314 (1076 amino acids)
Source: RefSeq, a predicted model, not a curated record